AUGAUUGGAAAGGCUCGCAGUACGAUUCCCAUCUCCGCGCCCUUCGGGCAGCCCGUGAUCGUCUCCAACAUGGGGCACUUCCGAAUCCAGCGCCGCCACGACCCCACGGAGUCACGGCUGAAUCUUCUCCUCAGGCUCACUCACCUCACGGCGACGCGCCUUGACGCUUUGCUGUCGAGCCGCUGUCACACUCUGCUGCGCCUCGCGGUCACGCCUCCCACAUCACUACAUCUUCAGCGGACGUUGUCAGCCCUGCAGUACCUGUACUUCCACGGCCACCUGAAGUUCCUCAUGGCGAAGCGCUUGGACGAUCUGCCGCCGAGCCAUUGCCACACUCCACCGCUCGCCGCGGCCACGGCUACCACAUGA
Messenger RNA from Prorocentrum cordatum, 369 nucleotides. NCBI's taxonomy places the organism in Eukaryota, Dinophyceae, Prorocentrales, Prorocentraceae. The record is from the annotation of a GenBank genome assembly.